Molecule: messenger RNA, 3552 nt
Organism: Sander lucioperca (pikeperch)
Lineage: Eukaryota; Metazoa; Chordata; Actinopteri; Perciformes; Percidae
Gene: nacc1b
Product: nucleus accumbens associated 1, BEN and BTB (POZ) domain containing b
Exons: 8
Coding region: 603-2390 (595 amino acids)
Biological process (GO): regulation of transcription by RNA polymerase II
Molecular function (GO): protein binding; RNA polymerase II cis-regulatory region sequence-specific DNA binding; DNA-binding transcription factor activity, RNA polymerase II-specific
Source: RefSeq, a predicted model, not a curated record
GGUACUGAGUCAAAUCUUGGUGGAGAUUUAAUAAAUUAUUUAUUCGCUGUGAUAUAUCAUAAGCGACAUUUUGGAGGGGAACAACGCGUGUUUGUCCCGUAUCGGUAGCUGCCAUUCGGCCGGAGGAGGAGGAGGAGGAGGAGGAGGGAACUCGGUCUAAACGGACAUCACACCGCGCUGGCACGGGAAGAGGGGAGACGGGGAGAGCGCUAAACUGCUGAAUAUUUUAUCCCCUCGACUAUUUUUGUGACAGCUUUCGUGCACCCGGUUGCUCUGACGAUAAACGUGUGCGUGUUGGGAGAGAGUUGAAACCGGGGUAGGCAUACAAGGUAAAGAAGAAGAGCUCCCUUUUUGUCCCUUUUCCGCUGCCGCCCCCUCACUCCCUCCACUAAACGCACGCACACACCGGCCCGGGCCAGCCGAGGACUCCCAAAUCCUACCGGGCAUCGAGGCUGGCACACGGCGGGGCACCGAGAGCUCUCUGCCCGCUCUGACUGCCCUGCUGCCCCGCUGGUGGCGGGCUCUUUUCCUCCCCGAGGCGUCUACCGGCGAGACAUCGGCUCUGCCAGUCUUUCAUACCCUGUGGUGCUGGGCAGAGCGUUAUGGCUCAGACGCUGCAGAUGGCGAUCCCUAACUUUGGCAACAACAUCCUGGAGUGUCUGAACGAACAGCGGCUGCAGGGCCUCUACUGUGAUGUCUCCGUGGUCGUCAAGGGACACGCCUUCAAGGCCCACCGUGCGGUCCUGGCAGCCAGCAGCUCGUACUUCCGGGAUCUUUUCAACGCCGGGGGGAAGAGCUCGGUGGUGGAGCUGCCCCCGGCGGUGCAGCCGCAGAGCUUCCAGCAGAUCCUGGCCUUCUGCUACACAGGACGCCUCAGCAUGAACGUUGGAGACCAGUUCCUGCUCAUGUACACCGCUGGCUUCCUCCAGAUCCAGCAGAUCAUGGAGAAAGGCACAGAGUUUUUCCUCAAGGUCUCAUCUCCGAGCUGUGACUCCCAGGGUCUCCACACCGAGGAGACCCCACCCUCCGAGCCUCAGAGCCCCGUCACUCAAACAAUGGGGGGUGGCGGAGUCGGCGUCGUCGCCCCGGCCGCGGGGCGGCCCGCCUCUUGUCUGACGCCCCUCCCCCUGGUGUCCAAGGUGAAGACGGAACAGAUGGCCUCCACACCUCAGCCCACCCCGCAGCCGCAGCAGCUGGAGGGCUCUCCCUACUCGGUGGUCUGCACCCCCGUGGCCAAGCGGCUGUGGGAGGGGGGCAACCGUGACAGCGGAGGGGGGUCUGGAGGGGGCGGGGGAGGUGGGAUGAGGAAGGCCGCACGCUACUCUUCCUCCUCCUCUUCGUCCUCCUCCUCCAACAAUGCUACCCAGGAUGCCUCUGGGCGGGGACCUGCAGCCAAUGCUGCUAUGAUGGGCGGCGGUGGCAUUGCCACUUCCAUGGGAGGAGCCGGACUCAACAGUAACCAUAACAACAACAACAAUAACAACAACGGCGGGACCCCUGAAGGCACAAGCCCGGGCACACUGAGCAUGUACACCAGCGACUCGCCGAUCAGUUACCACGACGAUGAGGAAGAGGACGACGUAGCGGAUGAGAGCGCUGAAGAGCAGUACAGACAGAUCUGCAACAUGUACACCAUGUACAGCAUGCUGAACGCUGGAGCAGCAGUGGUCGGGGAGCGGGUGGAGGCUCUUCCCGACUUGGCCCCAGACUCAGGCGGCGGGCGGGGGGGCAGAGGGGCGCGGUCCCGGCAGGACCUGGCGUCGCUGCCCGCCGAGCUCAUCAGCCAGAUCGGGAACCGCUGCCACCCGAAGAUGUACGAGGAGGGCGACCCGGCCGAGAAGCUGGAGCUGGUGAGCGGAACCUCCGUGUUCAUCUCCCGCGCCCAGCUCAUGAACUGCCACGUCAGCGCCGGCACCCGCCACAAAGUGCUGCUCAGACGCCUGCUGGCCGCAUUCUUCGACAGGAGCACUCUUGCUAACAGCUGUGGAACUGGCAUCCGCUCUUCAACCAACGACCCGAGUCGUAAACCCCUUGACAACAGAGUGCUGCACGCUGUCAAAUUCUACUGCCAGAACUUUGCGCCGAGCUUCAAGGAGAGCGAGAUGAAUGCCAUCGCGGCCGACAUGUGCACCAACGCCCGCCGCGUCGUCCGCAAGAGCUGGAUCCCCAAGCUCAAACUGCUGAUGGCCGACAGCGACGCCUACUCCGCCUUCCUGGCCGACAGUGUAAAGAUGGAGGCCGACGCACUGGGGGCAGAGCAAGGAUUUGACCCCGCCUCCCUGGAAGCGGUGGCAGCGGCGGCCGCCGCCAACCAUAGUGAGGCGGGAGGCGGAGCCACGCAAGCAGACACCCUCCAUGGGGCGGCAGGAGACGGCAGCACUUUGUUUUGAGUGAGUGAACGGACAGAUAGAUGAGUGGACAGAUUGAUGGAGGGAGGGAUGGCAUUCCUCUGGGGGGCGAUGAGUAGAGAACGGUGGCCACUGUGGUCCUGAUGACGGCUGUCACUCCUCCCCUAGCUGCCAUGUGUUUUGGGGAUCUAUUUCUUCUUUUACACCUCUAUUGGUCAGUUUGUUCUGCUCUCCCUCCUUCGUUUGUCCACAUUUCUGUCUCUCUCGACAGCCCAGAAUGCCUCACCUUGGGUUGUUCCUCCUUCCUUUUCUGUUGGAGAGAGGUGGAAAGACAGAAAGGAAAGGUAGCAGAGAGAAGAGGUGUCUCCCCUCCCCCCUCCUCCCCCCCUCUCCCCACACACCUCUCCAUUCCUCUGCAACCUUUCAAUACCUUUGUUUCAGCCUUUAUUUUUUUCUGUUUUUAAAAGUGUGUACUGUCACUAAGGCCCUUUUCUUAGCAUAAUCAAUCAUAGACAUUCCCUGGGGUGGGGGGAGGGGUAAUCCUGUUUGGAGAAAGUGAUAUUUCCUUCCCCAAACUCCGGUAACACUGUUGUUUUGAUAUUGAAUGUAUGCGUGGUGGCAAAGCAUCCGAACGCGUUGUAAGUUAGUGGAGGUUGAGUGAGCUUGUACAGAGCCCUUUUUUGUAUUUUCUUUGUUUUUUGCUUUGCCUUAUUUCAUCUGGACGGCCAGAUGAAAGCUCCUCUGAGAGCGCGGGAUUGAUGAGGUCAGGGGUUGAUAUGAAUAUUGAUAUGUACAUUGCCAUGGUUUAUGGGAAACUGACCCACUACGUCUUUAGAGAGCUGCUGGUGAGUUCUGACGGACCAUGUUGUGGCAGAUGGGGGGGUGGAACUAAUAUUUGCUUGACAAAAAAAACCUUUCCCCCUUCAACCUCCACCACUUUCUGACCCUAAAAUGUAAAAAAAAAAAAGACUAUUACAGUUUUACUUUUUUGUGUUUAAAUUCUCAAUCCUUUUUUUUUUUUUUGUGUGUGUAAUUUUUGCCAAGCCUCCUGAGGGAAAGGAAACUUGUUACUGAUGAUUGUCAAAGAGUUUGCGCGUGAUAAAUGCACUGUGUUAUUUCCUGCGGUAUGAGUACAAUCAAAUUAAGUUUUUGUACGUAUCAGAAAGAGAAGAGGGGUGGUUUUAUUUAAAAAAAAAAAAAAAAA